Molecule: messenger RNA, 2954 nt
Organism: Myotis daubentonii (Daubenton's bat)
Lineage: Eukaryota; Metazoa; Chordata; Mammalia; Chiroptera; Vespertilionidae
Gene: TRMT13
Product: tRNA methyltransferase 13
Biological process (GO): tRNA methylation
Source: RefSeq, a predicted model, not a curated record
CCGAGGCGGCCAUCUUUGAUAAGGGCAGAGGUUCCCGCGGGGAGCUGACAACUUUCCCUCCCUCCACUCGCUGCUUGCCCUGAACGAUGGCGGCCUCUGCGCCGACUCCGCACGCGACGGGCUUCCCAGCCGAGGGUCGCUGCGGCUACUACGUGGCAAAGAAGAAGAGGUUCUGCAGGAUGGUGGCGGCAGCCGGGAGGAGGUUCUGUGGCGAACACGCUGGCGCCGCGGAGGAAGAAAAUGCUCGAAAAAGAAUCCUGUGUCCUUUAGAUCCGAAACACACAGUCUACGAAGAUCAAUUAGCAAAGCAUUUGAGAAAAUGUAACUCAAGAGAGAAGCCCAAACCUGACUUCUUUAUUCAAGAUAUUAAUGCAGGCCUAAAAGACGAAACAGAAAUACCUGAACAGUUAGUUCCAAUUUCUUCUCUCCCUGAAGAACAGUUGGAAAUUUUAAUUAAGAAGUUGAAAAAAGCAAGUGAGGGUUUGAACUCGACACUUAAAGAUCAAAUUAUGUCCCAUCCUGCAUUGCAUGAUGCCCUUAAUGACCCUAACAAUGGUGACUCUGCAACCAAACACCUGAAGCAGCAGGCUUCUAUUUUAGGUAACAUUGAGAAAUUAAAGUUACUUGGUCCAAGAAGAUGCUUUGUUGAGUUUGGAGCAGGAAAGGGGAAAUUAUCUCACUGGGUUGAUAUUGCCUUAAAAGAUGCCGAAGAAGUUCACUUCAUCCUCGUAGAGAAGGUGCCCACGAGGUUCAAGGUAGAUGGCAAACACAGAAAGAAAAAUUCAGUGUUUCAAAGACUUCAGAUCGACAUUCAACACCUGUGUUUGAACAGGAUUCCCGUGCUGAGCAGGGAGAGGCUGCCUGUGGUAGGAAUCGGAAAGCACCUGUGUGGUGCGGCGACAGAUCUGGCAUUACGCUGUCUGGUUGAAACGUACGGAGCCAGGCGUGAGGAGGGGAAUGAGGAGCCUUCAGCCAAACGCAUAAAGAACAGUAAGGCAGACAAAGACCUGGACGCUGCGGCCGGGGACGGAGGUGAAGGACUCGUGGCGGAGGAGUGGAGCCCUGUGGCUGGCAUUGUGGUCGCGCUGUGCUGUCACCACAGGUGCGAUUGGAGACACUAUGUGGGCAAAGACUAUUUCAGGGCCCGGGGCCUGGGAGCCCUGGAGUUCCACUAUUUCCAGCGCAUGAGUAGCUGGGCGACGUGUGGGAGGCGGACAGCUGCUCUGGAGGCCUCCAGUGUCCCCAGGACAAGAGAUGACGAGAGCGAGGACGGCGAGGAGCAUGAUGGCGGGGGACACAGGGGCCCUGAGGACCGCGCCGGGACUUUGCCCGGGUUUCUCCCUGCGGAGGAGAAGGAGAGGCUGGGGCGCCUGUGCAAGCUGCUGAUUGACCAGGGCCGCCUGGAGUACCUGCAGCGGCGGGGCUUCCGGGGCGCGCUGCAGCGCUACGCCGACCCGGGGGUGUCCCUGGAGAACGUGCUGCUCACGGCCUUACCCGCGCAGGCUCCACCAGCAGACGCGACUGCUUGACGGAGAAGAAACUGAACACCAUCUGUCUUCCACCAAAAAACAAGGCCUUCUACAUUGUAUUUUUAUAUUCACAAAAAUAUCAUUGAUAGCAGGUCAUGCGAACUUUAAAAAAACGUUGUGCCUCAUUGAACUUUGGUACUAGCUUUGUUUUUUACUUGAGAAGAGUCCAGACCUGAGAGAAUUCACCAAAGUCACUUCAGCAGGCGCCUGGGUCCCGUCAGCCGUCGGGGUCUGUAGAGGCGGGGGGCGUGGUCGCACAGACGGCUGCGGCAUCUGAAACACACAACAGGUCGCCAUGGGGCUAGCAAAGUCACUUUCUAGGUACAUGAAUUUUGGAAUUCACUGUCCCUUGGUUUUAUUUAGUCCUUUUUAUUUCUCAAGUUCAAGGCGUAAUAAUCAGUUGUCAGUUUCUAACGGGGCAGCCUGCGCAUUGGCUUCUGUGUGGGUUUUUCUUUCCAAGCAGAUUUGGAAAGAAUAGUCAGUUUGCUUUUUUUCCUUUGCAAACAGACCCAGAGCUAUGCACAAUCAACCAAUCAGAUUUCCAGGGUCAGACCUGCGUGUAUAUAUUCUCAGAAUUUGUCCAAGCAAACUCCAAAACCGAAGCGAUGUUUUCCAGGGGAAGAAAAAAAUAUUUCGUUCUAUUGGGUAUUAUACAGUUAGAACUUCCAAAAAGACACUGAGAAGCUCACUUCACAAAUUAAGUCGAAAUUUGCAAAUAACUUCUGAAGUUAAUUAUCUCACACCUUUUAAGAGGCUACUUGUACAUGUAUAAAUACAGAUAUAAGUGUGUUCUCUCUUGUUUGGGAAAAGAAUUUGGAGUGUAGUGAAAAUUAGGUAGUGAAACCAGACACCUCACACUGAGGCCUCAUUUACCUCGUAAAGAGUUUCUAUGCACAGCAAUAUUAAGCCAAUCACAUGGCGCGACUGGUAUUUUCCACAUCGCAUCCUUGAGUGAUUCUGCCUUUAUUUGUAAACAAAUGUGUUAAUCAUUGGUACCUUUGCCAAGACAGAGAUUCAGAAUUACUAGUUUUGGAUUAGUGAUGCUCUUAGGAAACUUUUUUAUAGGUCUGUGCUUACAUGAAUCGUAAAUUAAACAGCCUCUUUUUAAUUCCUGACUUUUCUAUUUUAGUUUAAUCUCAUGUUUUGUGAAACUGCGUGGGUUCAAAUCCCAAGCCUACCACCUCUCAGCUGUGUGACCUUGGGCAAGCUACCUAAUCUCUGUGCCUCAAUUUCCUCUUAAAAUGGGGGUGAUGGCAAUAAUAAAGCCUACCUCGCAAGGUUGUUGUGAACAUCAGAUGAGAUUAUGAAUGUAAAAUGCUUAGAAUGGUCGGAGCACAGAGCAAGUACUCCAUGAAUAGUAACUGUUAGAAAUAGUGCUAGUUCAUGAAUCUCAUCAUUUUAAUAAAUAAUAAGCAGACUUGGUUG